Molecule: messenger RNA, 394 nt
Organism: Protopolystoma xenopodis
Lineage: Eukaryota; Metazoa; Platyhelminthes; Monogenea; Polystomatidea; Polystomatidae
Source: the annotation of a GenBank genome assembly
GGCGAUGUCAGUCGUCCCUGAUGCGGUGACGGAGAAUUCAAAUAGAAAAGGCCAACCUUAUCCUAUGCAGCUAAAAUGGCAUUUUAACCAAGUAAAGGGAUCAGCAGAUGAAGAGAUUAACGAAGCUGAUAUCAUAUCGUGUGUUGAAUUCAAUGAUACUGGCGAACUCUUGGCAACCGGUGAUCGGGGUGGGCGAGUCGUCAUCUUUAAAAGGGAAAGAGACAGUAAAAGAAAGCAUAAGUUUCCCAACUACAGUGUCUUUUGUACAUUUACAAGUCAUGAAGCUGAGUUCGACUAUUUAAAGUCGCUCGAAAUCGAGGAGAAAAUCAACAAGAUCCGUUGGCUUCCUCAAACAAAUCAAGCUCGCUUCCUUUUAUCCACAAAUGGUGAUUAA